AGGGAGAGAGAGAGGGAGGGAGAGAAGGGAGGGGAGAGGAAAGAAUAGGGAAUGGACCAGCUGCACUGUGUCAUUGCUGAACUGAGAGGCUGCAGGCAGCAUGAGCAUGUGUGAUACCCUCUUUAAGAGACAGUGGAAUAGGUGCAGUCGCUUCUAAGCACGAUGAGCACCCAGGUGUUGUUCCUCUUCUUCAUUGUGAAUUUUCUCUCACUACAGCUCGCACUCUGCCAAGAGGGUCAGAGUGAAGCUAACUCCAGCUUGAGCGAUAGACUGCCCAAUGUAUCCCUUGGCAACCAUACGCUCAAUCUGUCCCGCAAACUCAUGCAGUUUGUCCAGUCAGAUCUCAAGAGCUUGACACACCUGAAAGUUCUGAAAAAGCACAUGGGACCACUCUCCACAGUGCAGAAACUUGACCUGUCUGGAAAUGGUCUUCACUCGGACACGAUUGACUACCUUCUGAGAGAUGCUCCUGCUCUUACCGAUCUUUAUUUAAAUGAAAACAGCAUAACAAAACUAGGCAAUGGUACAUUCAGUGGUUCCCUUUCACUAAGAAACAUUGAUUUGCAUAACAAUGUCAUUCUAGAGAUUGAGGAGGGCGCAUUUGAUUCUCUGCUUAAUCUCACUGUCCUGGAUUUAUCAGUGAAUUCUAUCUCAUGCAUUAAUGACUUUAACCUGUUCCAGCUGACAUUAUUAAACCUAAGCAAAAACAGCUUGACCUCCUUCCAGAGCAUUGAUUCAAACCAAGAGUUUAAGUUGCUCUACCUGGACCUGAGAGAGAAUAAGAUGCACUACUUUCCUGUCCUGCCAAAGAGGAAUCAGAUCAUCUAUCUAGACCUUUCACGGAACCAGCUGCAUAGCUUGAACAGCACAGGUCCAGAAGAUGAGCUUCAGUAUCUGAGGGACAUAGAAGAACUGACUUUUGUUCCACUCCACAGCAGCAAAACACACCAGAUACUUCCCUGUCUUCUGUACUUAGACCUGAGCUAUAACCAACUUAAGGCUGUACCUCCCGAUUUCUUCUCCAGCUUGGUGGCUCUGGAUACCCUGAACAUCAGCAAUAACUGUCUGGAAAACUUUGUGGUGGACGUUAAUAGUCCUCUGAAUGCACUGAAGACCCUCGACCUGAGCUUCAACAACCUGCAGAACCUGACCUUUAUGCAAAACACACUGUGGGCACUGCAGACUCUCUACCUGCAGGGCAACAUUCUCAGUAUGCUGGACUCUGGAAUCUUUCAUUUACCCAGUAUCACCAACCUGCAUUUUCAGUUUAAUGAACUGAACAUCUGUGGUCCACAGCAAAACCAAACCAGUGGCUGUGUCUCUCUCUCCUCUGUUCCUACCCUGCGAUACCUUUACCUGUCUGAGAACAAACUGACUUCCUUGCCUGCACAUGCCUUCCAGGGAAGCCCUUUGCUCAUCCUGGAUCUUUCUCUGAACCCUAACAUGAAAAUCAGUGAACAGGCCUUCUCAGGCUUAGAGAGGUCCCUCACCCAUCUCUACUUGAGAGGAAACCAGCUUGAAAACCUGAACAUCAACCUCUCACUCUUACGCAGCUUGAAGGUGCUGGAUUUGACCAAUAACCUGUUAGAUGGCCUUUCUCUGGGAAGAGACACCACCAUUGAGAGUCUGAAUCUGCAGAACAACAAAGUCAAGAUUCUAGAUUCUUCCACACUAUUGGCACUAGAGAAGACACUCAGAACUCUAAAUCUUGCCUCAAAUCCACUCAUUUGUUGUGAAAACAUGCCACUGAUCAGCUUGUUACAGCAGGCCCAUGUGGACAUUGACAAUGCCACCUGCCAAUUCCCAAGGGACACUGAGUACGGGAAUGUCAGCCUCAGAGAUGUAAGACCUGAACACUGUGAAACUCUGAACAGCAAAGUGCUUGUAAUUGCUAUGAUUGCUGUACUAGUUUUGGGACUAAUGAUUGUUUUGCUGGUGGCCAUAAAGUUGUGUCACUCAGGAAGUCACAGAUUCAACAGUUACAAGGCUUGAAAUAUUCUAGCAAGUAAAAAACCAAGAAAAGUAUAUUAAUGUUAUCAGAUGUCAGGUAUUGAACUGUAAAACAAUACCUUUCAUCUACAUGACAAACAGUUCACCUCCAUCAGGCAGAAUAGUAUAGCCCAUAUAUAAAGACUGGGAAGCUAGAUAGGUGCUGAAUAACCAUACAUGGAAGCAGGGACAGACAAAAAUGUGACUGGUAUCACAUGAGUUCAGUAGAAGGUCCCUUCGCAGGGAGGUACUGAAAAUAUGUAAUAUGUAGGAUGGGGAAAUGGCUAAAAUGGUUAUACCACGUUAAAACACUAGGCACCAUGUUAAGGAUGUGAACAGAAAGGUUUCAGCAUAACAGAAAAACAAAGUUGACUAGACACAUAAGCCCAACAUAAUUGCCUGAAGAAGAAGAAGGGUUCUAUGUAAGAGUUGGAACAUGAGGAUCAGCACAAAUUCAGUAAGAAACCAGCGCUCUUACUUCAUGUAACAAUGACAGACAGUGGAGAUAUGAAGGACCAUCUUUACUGAAUGGUUAUGUAUACAAAAUGAAGAUGUCUUUAUUUAUGUCAGUACUGUCAUUUUAGAUGGUCACUACGUUUCCCCAGGGUUGUCAAACAACUGUUCUUUUGCACUUUAAGGACUGGGGUUAUAUGAAUAUGAAAGAUGUGUGGACGGUUUUGUACACAUUGUAUAACCCGUAUAACCAAACUCAUCAAAAACACUAUAAAGGAUGCACCUACUACAGUUUUACACAGGGGUAUAGAAUAAAGCUGGAUUUGAAACUGUAAAAUCCACGUUACUCACAACUGAAUUGUCAUCAUUAAGGCGAGUGGCACUGAUGACUUUAUAAAUGUAAUAUAGCCUUAGGACUUCCUAAUAAGCUAAUGUGGCAUGGGAGUCAUGGGACCAGACAUAGACCAUGUGAAGUGUGUGUGUGUGUGUGUGAGAUAUGAUUAAACCGAGCCUCAGCAGAGGAAGUGUUGCUGUCCGGACACCUGCAGUAAAACUGAGGCAUGUUUUCACAGCUUUAGGGCUGCUACAGUUACCUUUCCUGUUAUUGAUUUGGUCUUCACAACUCUAAGGUGUUGUUGUUGUUGUUGUUACUUAGCCCGAAUGUAGCUGUUUCGCUGUUGGAAAUAUUAUCAUUUUCAAAAAUCUAAAUGUAAAAUAUUCCUCUAGGGUACUUGAGUAUCCUUUUUAAGGUAGCAUCAUCAUUCAUUCAGCUUAUUUUAUUAAUAGAUUUCAGGGUGGAAGCUGUUUAAACUCACUAUCUAUACCAGGACCUGGCAUGACCGAAAUAGACAGGAGGAAAUCCCUGUGUGAUUGAAUGUGUCAUCACUUUGUAUAUAAAUAGAAGUUCAUUUCAUAGGUUGUUGACGCUGUAAUGAUACAAUAUUUCCUCUUUCAUGGUCACUACCACUUCUUGUUUAACGUCCUACGCAAUCCGCGCCAUCCGAAACUAGAAGCGAUCACAUACACACACCUACACACUGCUCAGUUCAAACUCAGUCUCCUGAUCCAUUCCACUAAAUAUUAAUGCUUUAUAAAGAAAUUAUUAAAAAAAAAAAAAAAUGUAUGAAGAAGAAUGUAAAUGAGAGAUGUAUAUUUAUGAAUAUCCAUAUUUUGUUAAAUAAAUGAUGUGUCCUGUGUUGUAAA
This is a messenger RNA of Hemibagrus wyckioides, 3645 nucleotides long. It is a transcript of the gene lrrc32, whose product is annotated as leucine rich repeat containing 32. Bases 163 to 1992 code for a protein of 609 amino acids. The transcript is spliced from 3 exons. Lineage: Eukaryota; Metazoa; Chordata; Actinopteri; Siluriformes; Bagridae. The record is from RefSeq and is a predicted model, not a curated record. Gene Ontology annotation, cellular component: extracellular matrix. Gene Ontology annotation, molecular function: protein binding.